Molecule: messenger RNA, 1041 nt
Organism: Syzygium oleosum
Lineage: Eukaryota; Viridiplantae; Streptophyta; Magnoliopsida; Myrtales; Myrtaceae
Exons: 6
Coding region: 124-873 (249 amino acids)
Source: RefSeq, a predicted model, not a curated record
GUUCUCGCUCGAAACCCAAAACCCUCUCUCCCUCUCUGCAACUGGCCGUCAUCCUGCCUCGGCUCCGUCGAUCUUCGACGCGAUUCGGAGCUGCUCGAUUCCUUCCCCCGGCCACUUUCGCAGAUGAUAAAGCGCCGGUUCUUUAGGGUCGACCACGGCGGCAAUGACGGCGGCUCCGACUCCUCCUCGUCGGACUCGGAGCCGGAGCUCCAGCCGGAAGUCGCCGGAGAAUCGGAAGGCGAUGACGACGACGACGACGAUACUGGAGAAGCGGAAGCGAAGGUCGAUCCCGAAUCUCCCUCCUCCUCCUCAUCCGGAUAUGAGAGCGAGGAUAGCUCUGUCAAUGAGGUCGGCGUUGACUCGUUAGGUUUAUUAGUAAAUGAAGAAGAUGACGAAAGUGGAACUCGUUUGCCACUAAUUGAUGACGGUCAGCUGUCUUCUAAAGGACGUGAGGACAGUACAGAGCCAAAGGAUGAGACCGUGGAUGAAAAGGAUCCAAUUCCUGCUGAUGCUCUUGAAUAUAUCUUGUGUUCCAAGUCUGUUUUCAAGUGCAGGAUAUGCCCAAGAGUUGUCUGCCUGAAGGAAGACACUUUGAAGACCCAUCUUAAAUCCAAGAAGCAUUCUCGAUCUGAAAAAUUGCUUAAAGAAGGUCGGCUAAAAGCAAUGCUCAACAGUGAUGGGGAAAUUGAGCAUCAAGAGACAGCUGCAGAGAUGCAUGCCCGGGUCAUAGCUUUGGCACAGAAUGUCGGCAAAAAGAAAAACAAAGGGCGACAGAGGCAGAGAUCAAGAAAAAGGAAAUCGGCGGAUGACACCAACCUUGGAAAUGAAAGGCAGCCAACCAAAUCUCCUGCCAAGAAACAGCGGAAGAAAUGAGGAAAUUGUUUUUUUUUUGCCGGGAACGAGUAUAGAUGUUUGCCAAGAAAUUUGUCGGGUGCUUUUUGUUUGUUUUCCGGUUUUCUUCUUCAGAGUAUUCUUGCCUAUUUGUUUGGAUGUUACUGAGAAAAUGAAGCCUCCCCUGGAUGACAAAUCCAUUACUAGAAA